Messenger RNA from Rubroshorea leprosula, 1477 nucleotides. The record is from the annotation of a GenBank genome assembly. NCBI's taxonomy places the organism in Eukaryota, Viridiplantae, Streptophyta, Magnoliopsida, Malvales, Dipterocarpaceae.
ACAUCUUUUCAUUAUAAAAUGAUAUAGGUAUGUCUUAUUGGGCUGUGAAUGUGGAGACGAAGUGGAAGAGGACCACAACCAGAUGCUGCCAUUAAAGCUGAUAGAACUAGAAAAUGACAGACGGAUUUUGGUUGGAAACUUUAUAUAAUUGUUGGGCCAUGAAAGGUGAUGGCGAUGAAAUUGAAAGGAGGGACCCUACUAUGCCCAAUUUGUGGCUAUUUGGAUAAAACUUUGUAGUUGUCAAACCCCAUUUUGCAUAACAAAUGCAAAAAAUACAGCUAUCUUAACCAACUAUGAGCAUUGGAAUAGUUUUGGGAAGAUGCAAUUCCUUCUAAAUUAAGGUUAAUAUAGUGCUUCCACCAUAAAUUUCCUCAAUUGAUACACAAAAUACAAAUUACAGUUAAGCGGGUAAAUACCGAAACAGUGAUUCUUGGGGAAGCGCGAGACGUGGGGUUUUGUUAUGCAUUAGGGUUUUGUCUGUCUGCAGAAUCGAAUUAGGGUUUCAUCUCAAAUGGCGACAGAGUCAUCGGAGUCAGAAGAAGAGGGGAAGAUAACCGGAGGGAAUCAGCACCUCACAGUGGAUGAUGACCUCAGAGAAAUGGGCAAGAUAGCUGCUUGGAGUGUCAGCUCUUGCAAGCCAGGCAAUAGCGUCUCCUCCCUCCGCGACGACAACCUUGAUACCUAUUGGCAAUCAGAUGGAGCGCAACCACAUUUGGUUAAUAUUCAGUUCCAGAAGAAGGUCAAGCUGCAAUUGGUUGUCCUUUAUGUGGAUUUCAAGCUUGAUGAGAGCUACACGCCCAGUAAGAUCUCGAUUCGGGCUGGUGAUGGUUUCCAUAAUUUGAAGGAUAUUAAGACUGUGGAGCUUGUCAAGCCUAGUGGUUGGAUAUAUCUAUCCCUAUCUGGAAAUGAUCCUCGGGAAACCUUUGUCAAUACCUUUAUGUUGCAAAUUGCUGUGUUGUCAAAUCAUCUGAAUGGGAGGGAUACCCAUGUGCGCCAGAUCAAAGUCUAUGGGCCUCAACCGAAUCCUAUUCCGCGCCAACCAUUCCAAUUCACUUCAAGGGAAUUCAUCACUUACUCUACCGUGAGAUGAGAAACAUUUGAUCUGCUGGCUUAGAAUUUGGGGAGAAAGGAUGUAAUAGAUUCUUGACUUCUUGUGUUAGUUUGGGCAGAAUGAAGCAUGUUGAUAAAAGAAGCAGAACCCACUUUGGAACAAGAGGAGCUUCUCAUAGAGAUGUAGAUUCUGAUUGUAUCUACCAAAACUAACAUGGAAAUGUUUGUGUUAAUAUGGAGUCUCAUGGCAUUCUGCUUUGAGCAACACAACUUAAAGCAACUCGAGUAGUUUUUCUUUGGUGUUUCCUUUUGUGUUCUUCAGUGAUUAUGAGAUCUUUUAUUCCGGAAAAGAAUAGAGAAAUUUCAUGUUAUCGCUCUGGCAUCUAUUUAAGUUUUUUUGCUCUGAGCAUAAAGAGUCAACAGCCGA